UCUGAGACUCAAUUAGGGAUGGGGGCAGGAUAUGAACAAAGUACCAAAGCUAUUUUUAAACAUUUAAGAAUGAAGCUCAUCUUCGGCAAAGAACAGAAAACGUGGCAAGCUAAGCAGAAGGCUAUUAUUGAGCAUGAAGUUAGCGUGAACAAACGCGAGGAAGCGGUUGACGCUCGGGAAAAGGCUGUUAAAAAGCGAGAAGUCCAAGUUGCAAGUGAUGAGAAAGAGCUCCGUCGUAUGCUCGAAUCUACAACGAAGAUGCAUAAGGAUGCAUUGAAGUAUAUCAAAUUACUCGAGGAUAGGGAGAAGAACAUUGACAAAUAUGAAAACGACGUUCGAAUCCAGCUUCAGAAUAUGAAUGCUGCUAUUGGUAAGAUGACAGAGGACAUGAAUCUUCUGAAAGGGGAGCUCGGACAGAUGAAGGAGAAGCUGAAUCUGAUAGAUGUCAUGAAGGGCCAAAUUGCAACUCUAACUGGCUUCAUGCAUAGUCGACUCGAAUCUAAGAGUCGAAAGAAGAAGGAGAAGAUGGUGAAAUAG
Molecule: messenger RNA, 537 nt
Organism: Meloidogyne enterolobii
Lineage: Eukaryota; Metazoa; Nematoda; Chromadorea; Rhabditida; Meloidogynidae
Source: the annotation of a GenBank genome assembly